Messenger RNA from Cladocopium goreaui, 1993 nucleotides. The record is from the annotation of a GenBank genome assembly. NCBI's taxonomy places the organism in Eukaryota, Dinophyceae, Suessiales, Symbiodiniaceae.
AUGGUGUGGGCAGGCAAAGACACGCACGCCUACAAGAUGGGAGAAGAUGUGGUAGUGUGGACUGACAAGGUUGGUCCUUACAACAACCCACAGGAGACGUACGAAUAUAGCACACUUGGCCUGUGUGAGCUAGAAGGCGACGACAUUGCAGUAGAGCAAGGAGAGCUUUCGAUCGGUGAGACGCUUGAAGGGCAUGCCUUCUUCUCAUCGCCAAGGCUGGACAUCCAUUUCGGUCAAAACAAACCGCAGACGCCGCUCUGCAACAUGAGAUUGAAAGACGAGCAAGCCAAGGCUCUGGCUACAAUGAUCAACGACAACUACUGGUAUCAGCUCUACAUAGAUGACUUGCCCAUUUGGGCGUUUGUUGGGGAGCACUCCAAGUUUGCUGUAGACGUCAGUAGAUUUUCCAUGAUGUACCGAGACAACAACAAGUCUCUUCAGAUGCCGUCUGGGUCGGCACCGCCCGUUCCAAAGCAGCUCAAGGGCAAACCUCUUCCCAGAAUCUACACGCACCGGCACUUCACCCUCUUCUACAACAAUGAUCAAAUUAUUGAGGUAGACAUGGAGCCGUCGAGUCCGUGGCCAAUCUACGCGGGAGCUCCAUUGAAUUUCUCGUACACAGUUCUUUGGUUCCCCACCAACAAAGAAUUCAAGGACAGGACAAAUCGAUAUUUGGAUCCGAAAUUCUUUGAGCACAAGGUUCAUUGGUUUUCAAUUGUGAACUCCUUUAUGCUUUGCCUCUUCCUUUGUGCUGUUGUUGCUAUCAUUUUGAUGAAGACCCUCAAGCAAGACUUUACGCGCUACUCUGCCAGCGAAGCUGAAGAGCUGGAAAACCUCGACGGUGUUGGUGACGAGAGUGGGUGGAAGCAAGUCAACGGUGAUGUAUUCAGAAAACCAGAUCAUCUCGCAAUCUUCACGGUGGUGUAUGCAUCUGGCUGCCAUUUGGCAUGCACCGUCUUCAUUGUGCUCAUUUUUGCGAUAUGCAAUUCGUACUAUGCUUCACGGGGGGCAACGGCAGGCUCCUUCGUAAUAGCCUAUCUUUGCACUGUCAUUGUUGGUGGCUAUGAGGGUGGCAGGAUAUUCCGAAUGUUUGGAGGGCAGCAAUGGAAGAGGACUUCUUCCGGAAACGAUUGGCUCACUUUGCUGUCAGACUUCUUGUUGAUAGAUUGGAGGACGAUGGUUUACCAGUGUCUAUUCAUGCCGGGUGUUGUGUUCAUGAGCUUCGUCGUCAUCAACACCACGGCAAUUUUCUACAGAGCUACGAUGACUGUACCGUUCAAGACGAUUUUCAUCAUCAUUGUCCUCUUUCUAGCUGUUUGCGUGCCACUGCACACAGUUGGCACACUGUUGGGACGAAGGGCAGCAGCUGAGCGAUCCUUUCCAUGCAGAGUUCAUCACUUGAAAAGGCCCAUUCCAACGAAGCACUGGGCCUUUACACCUGUCAUGACGAUGGUCGCAGGUAUUGUACCCUUUGGGUGCCUCUUCAUUGAAAUGUACUUCAUUCUCUCAGCGGUUUGGAGCCACAACAAGAUCUACUACGUCUAUGGCUUUAUGUUUGCCAUCCUCGUUUUGCUAUGUCUGGUAAUAAUUUGCGUUAGCAUUACUUGCACUUACAUCCUUCUGAAUGCGGAGGACUAUAGGUGGCAGUGGCAGUCAUACAUUAGUUGUGCAGCAACUGCGCUCUACGUUUUCCUGUACACCAUCCACUACUUCUACAACUCAACGCAGAUGUCUGGCUUUCUGCAGACCGUCUACUACUUUGGUACAUCCUUCAAUUUCUGCAUUGGCCUAGCUCUUUUUUGCGGUUCUUUGGGCUUCAUCGGCGCCUCCAAGUUCGUCUUCCUUAUAUAUAGCAAUAUCAAGGCAGAGUGAAGUUGAGUGAGUGAAGGAAACGCACUCAGAACGCCAAAGCAGUGGUGCAUGCAGACUUGAAACAGAGAGUGGCAUUGUACCCAGUUGCAACUUGGCAACCUCCUCGCAAUUGAAGAAAAAA